Camellia sinensis is the source of this 3447-nucleotide messenger RNA. RefSeq names its product transcription factor EMB1444-like. Gene Ontology annotation, biological process: regulation of DNA-templated transcription. The record is from RefSeq and is a predicted model, not a curated record. Lineage: Eukaryota; Viridiplantae; Streptophyta; Magnoliopsida; Ericales; Theaceae. Gene Ontology annotation, molecular function: DNA-binding transcription factor activity; protein dimerization activity.
UGGGGCACCCUGCGCAGCAUAUAAAGUAUCACCACACACUCGACAAAAAGCUGCUCUCUCUCUUCUGUAUAUAAAGGAAGGUUCAAAACAUAAGUCUCCCAUGCCCCUCUCUCCUCCCUCCUUCCCUGAACCCCAUUCCCACCACUUUCUUUCUCAAGAAAAAACCACUUCUUACUCUCUCUUAAUGAUUAGAGGCUAGGGUCCUUCAAAUCUCGAAUUAUUCUUUGAAUAAAUGGCGGUUAAUACAGUGCAGAGGUUCGAGUUUCUCAUUGAUUCUGAUCACCGCAAGUCUAAGCAGCAAAGAAGGUAACAUAGACGAAAAGACUUGUUACUUUUUUUUUUCUUUCUCUCGAAUUAGGUGCUUCCAUCGCUAGUAAUCAAUUCAAUAUCAAUUCCUUCAUUCAAAUUCCCGACAAAGAAAGCAAUUUUCCAAAAUCAGCAUGCCAAAUUUAUUAAUCCAGUCGUCGAUGUCGUCUGAUAUACGAUAAAUUUUGCAUUGUUGACGUUUAAAGACACGAUUUUCUUGACAUUGAUGGCGGAAUGUUUGAAGGGAGUAGUUGUUCUUGCGUGGAUUCUUGGAACUGAUUGCAUUGGUUUGAUGCAUUACUUGUGUUGGUGAGCUCUUUCAAGAUUUUAGAUUGGUGUUUGGGUUAGGGUUUUAGUUUUUGUUGUUGAGUGAGGAUGGGGUUGGAUAGUCUGCUGCUUCCUACUGUGGGACCGCCAAUAAAGCGGCGAGCGGGGUUGCGGAGGAAGCAGGCAGGAAGAGGUUCAUAUAGAGGUAGCUAGGGUGGGGAAUUAGUGGAAAUUAGGGGUUUUCACAGGUUUAAUUGAUUAAUCCGGUGGGGAGUGGUUAGGGAGGGGUUGUUAGCAUUCGUUGACUGGACGAGAUGGGUACUCAAUUGCACCAAGCACUCAGGACUCUCUGUUUCAACACCGAGUGGAAGUACGCUGUCUUUUGGAAACUCAAACAUCGAGCUCGAAUGAUGCUGGCUUGGGAAGAUGCUUACUACGACAACCAUGAGCAACGUAAUCCUCCAAAGAACAUGUGCUUCCCUGAGAUAGGGGGCAACUUGCGUGAUUGGCAUUCACACGAUCCUCUUGGGUUAGCUGUGGCAAAGAUGUCGUACCAUGUAUACUCUCUCGGGGAAGGGGUUAUUGGACAGGUGGCAGUUACUGGAAAACAUAUGUGGAUUUCUGCAGAUAAACACCUAGCUGAUUCUUGUUCACCCUUUGAGCAUUGUGAUGGGUGGCAAACUCAGUUUUCAGCUGGGAUCAGGACCGUUGUUGUGGUGGCUAUUGUUCCACAUGGUGUUAUACAACUUGGCUCAUUAAAAAAAAUCCCCGAGGAUUUAAAGAUGGUGAACCAAAUCAGAGAUGUCUUUUUUGCACUUCAAGAUUCAGUGGGGUGUACUCCUAGCGAAAUACAUUGUGCUAUGAGAAGUUCCUCAUGUCUGUCGGAUAUAUCUACAAGAAGUUCAGGUUCUGGGAUUUUUCAUGAUAGCAUAAGCAACUUAGGUAGACCUGUAAACAAGGACAAGACAAUUAUUUGUACUCCGACAAUUCCAUCAAUUGAAAAACCUGCUGAUCAUUCUUACCUUAUUCCACUGCCUGGUGAUUUACCAAAAAUGACAACUGAAGUGAUCAAUAAAGAUGGAGGACUUGAAUUAUCAGCAUCCGGGGGUGAUGAAAGUGCUAUCCUACAAUCAAGACCUGAAGAUUUCCUUCUGGGGCAGCAGAAACAAGUAUGGAAAAGAUUGCAUAUUGAGAGGAGGUGUGAAGGGGAGACUAGUGGCUUGGGGUAUCUGGGAGUGGGUUCAGAAGACCAUGAUACUCGAUCCUCAAACAAUUCCUUUAACAAAAUUAAUUUUUAUAAUGUUACACUUGCUGAUGAUUCUGGGGUGGAUAUUACUUACUUGCAAGAGGAUCUCCUUGCCUCUGCAGCUUGCAAUAAUCAAAACGGGAUGUUGUGCAUACCAGAACCUUUUGGCAUGCAAAUCUUGAGAGACUUGGAGAACAUGGAAUUCCAAGAGAUUAAUAAAAUGGAGCCACUGAAUAUGCCCUUCAAGUUUUCUGCUGACUGUGAGCUGUAUGAAGUACUUGGACCAGCUUUUCAAAAACAGAAUAGUUACUGUGAUUGGGAAGCAGAAAAGACUCAGACUGAAACUGAAAUAGCUAUUGAGAUGCCUGAGGCAAUGGACAGUAGUAGCCUGUUGACGGCAGACUCUGGCUCGGAGCAUCUUCUGGAAGCAGUGGUAGCUAAUGUUUGCCGUGGUGGAACUGAUGUCAAAAGUGAGAAAUCAUUCUGUGAAUCAGUGAAGUCCCUGUUGACUACUGAAAAUAUGCCACAGCCAACCUGUGAUAAGCUUACUGUUGGUUCGGCGGUUGGUUCAUUUGAUCAGUCUUUCGUGGAAAAGGAGGCAAUGCACUGCUUGAGCUCUGAAGCAUGUGGUGUGAGCUCUUCAAAAGGGUUUUCAUCAAGGAGUCAUAGUACGUUUAGUGGACAGUUGGACAGUGCACAAGAACCAGCUAAGACGAAUAAGAAGAGGGCCAGACCUGGAGAAAAUUGCAGGCCUAGGCCAAGGGACAGACAAUUGAUCCAAGAUCGCAUCAAGGAGCUGAGAGAGCUUGUACCCAAUGGAUCAAAGUGCAGUAUUGAUUCACUUCUGGAGCGCACAAUCAAGCACAUGCUCUUUAUGCAAAGCAUCACUAAGCAUGCUGAGAAACUAAAAAACUGCAAUGUGUCAAAGUUGCGUGACAAGGAAAUGUGUGUGCGAGGGUUACCCAUUUUUGAUCAGGGUUCAACCUGGGCAGUGGAAGUGGGCAGUCACAUGAAAGUUUGUCCAAUAAUGAUAGAGAAUAUCAACAUGAAUGGGCAAAUGCUGAUUGAGAUGUUGUGUGAAGACAGCACCCAUUUUCUUGAAAUAGCAGAAGCCAUUAGGAGCUUGGGUCUGACAAUUUUGAAAGGUGUAACGGAAGCCUGUGACAAGAAAACCUUGAUGUGUUUUGUGGUUGAGGGGCAGAACAGAAGCAUGCAUCGGGUGGAUAUAUUAUGGCCACUUGUGCAGAUAUUGCAAUCCAAGACGACAAUUUAGGGGUGCAACUUUUACUUGUGAGUAAAUUAUGAAUGAAAAAUUUUCCCAGGAACAGAAGGACAUAGUGCAGAUAUAGCAAUCCAGGACUCCAUUCUGAGGGCUGUGGCUCUGCAAGUUUAUAAGAUUUUCAGGUGGGCUUCUCCUGAUUAUAUUACGAGUCAUCUGCAAUCUCAUCCGUCAGCUGAUAGUGCUCGAAAGAGUUCCCUUUUCUGGUUUUAGAAAAUGUGUGGAGUCGUUUUUGUCUUUUUGUUUUGUUUUGCUUGGUGGAUUUUAUUAUUAUUAUUAAUUUUAAAAAUAAUUUUUGCCUGGUUGUUAAUUUGCAUUUGUUCAGAAGUUUGAUGCUUCUAAUAAUUUA